UGCCGUGUUUGCCAAUGUGUGAUGUCCAUUUGGCGGUGAAUGCGGUAAAUGGGACGAGUACUGUGGCGUUGGUGGUAGUGACAAAGUAAUCUUUACCUGUUUCUACCGUUCGGUGAUAUUGUUUCAUGCUCAUCAAAGCUACCGCCGUUCAUCUUAGUGCACGCCAGGGCGUGAGUUAGCCUCUGUCUAGCAAGGGCUAAAUAGAAGUUAUCCCAGCCACUUAUACAAUCGUCAAUUCAUUAAAGCCAUAGCCUCUUCCCGAUUCAGAGCCGGAAUUAACAGCUGUUUUGUAAUCCCAGAGGAUCGCUAAACUAAAUAUUUUUUUGUACAUUGGAAUUCGAAAAGGAACAAUAACAACGCACAACAAAGUUAUGAUAUGAUAGCGGCGCAUUAUAACAUUUUUUGCGAUAACAUGUAAACGGGUUAAUGGGCAGAUGGAGAGCUUCUGAGUAGGGUCUAGGGAUGUAGACACUGUAUGCGUUAUACAUGAGAUUACUUUUUGAUUGCACAACUAUUACACAAUUUCCCUUUUGGAUUAUCUGCAAGAAGUAUUUAUUUAUUAGUUCUCUUGAAGUGGGAAGUUGACGGUCAUCAUCUAGAACUAUUAAUUGUUUUUACCGUCAGGAGAAUUAGAGGGUUAGUCUUUAGUUAAUUUAGCGGGUGGGAUUUUGAAGCACAUUCGGGGACCUUGAGCGGGUAUUGUCGGAAAUCGAAUUCGGCACUCCCGUCGAUAUGGCCUCGAUUCACUCAUGCACAGAUAUCUCGGACGCAGUCGAACUGGAGCCCAGUGUGGGCCUAUACCUCAAGCCAAUCUGUCGAGCCAACAUCACUUUGCUGCUUCCUGCUUCGCUCGCCAAACACUGCAUCUCGGUAUCCAAUUGGGAACUUCAGGAAAAGCUUCGCGAGGUGGCUCGUCCAAUAACUUUGGUCUCGCUCCGGGUAUCGAAGACAACAAUGGACAUCGUACGUUUCGAGGCAGAACUUUCAAACCGGCAGGAUCUCAAGCUUCUCAUUGAACGCAUGGAUACGGCUAUAAAGCUUCAAGGUUGGCCCGAAUCCGCCCGGGUGCGUUGCGGUGAAGCUAAACUAGUUUUCCCGUCUCGACAUGACUGGGAAGCUUUCUUUCGAGACGCCAAAGGCCUCGAUGAAAUGCGACCGGGCGAGCGUCCCGAUACGCUGCAUAUUAAAGGCCUACCUAUUAAAUGGUUUGCAGAACGUGAGACCUCCAGCGGAAGUUCUGACAUUCAUCCGAGUCUUACAGUCCUUCAUCGCGUAUUCAGAGCGAUUGCUGAUGUCCGAUGCGUUGACAUACCUAUCCUUGACCACCGAGACAGGGAGAAACUAAAAUCUGGCGAAGAUUCUUUUGGCAAAAUUGGAAGUUGCGAUCUUGUAUUUGAUGCCUAUGUACAGUAUCGCGAAUACGUCGGUUUCGUUAAAGCUAUGGAUGCUUUACGGGGAAUGAAGCUGCUUUAUCGACCUCCGUUGCGUGGAGAUCGAAGCGACACGGCGUCGUCAGCUUUAACGGCAAACAUCAUUGUUGAUUUCGACAAGACAGGACACCUCUCUGAUGCGAAGAUUCGUGCGCGUUCAAUGCAAAACGCGAAAACUAAAAAAAAUCUUCUUAAUGUCAUUCGGAAAGAGCAGUUAAAAAGAAAAAUGCGAGAAGAAAAAGAAGCACUAAAGAAAAACAAACUUGAAUCAGACGAAAGGCAGUUAAGGGAGGAAGCCCGCAGACUGUGUAAAAGACUUAUACAGUUAGUAGCGCAGAAAGAUUACGAAAGCAGUGCUGCAUCUGUUCGGGCUCCUAGCGCCAAAGAACUUCUCCUCAUGCAAGAGCAACAAUUGCGAGAAAGACUUCUACGCAAAAUGCACGAAAAGAAGGGCAAGAUGGCUUCAGUUGUUCGCCCUAUAGAAAGCUGAGUCAUCGCGUACUGAAGAAAAAUAUUACCCGAAUAAGCUAAUGCAAUAAUUGACUCUCUAAUAACUUGAGGGACUGUUUUAUAGAGAAGAUUUUCAUGUAAAACCCAUUCCGCGUAAUGAUUAUAUAUAUGUGUUGCCAAAGCUUCCUUGAACUUUUGGAUUUACUGCAUUCUUUAGUUUCGCCAUCUUGCUUUUAAGCUUCUGUCAGCAAAAAUUUUGCUUGUAAGCAGAUUUCAAUGUGUGAUAAAAAAAAAGUACAAAUCAAUUUUAUUUGUGGAACAUAGCUAUGGAACGCAGUGCUCUUGGCAAUUGUCUGUCUCUAAUUAAUUAGAAGAGGCACUACAACGAUUUUCAUUAUCUGUGAGGUUAUGUGUAUACUGACAUCGCGUAUUAAAAAAAAUUCUAUUAUUCUAGCCUAGUAAAUAACAAUGUUGGAUUUCUAUUUCUCUGACAAACUAACAUCAAAGUAGUGGAAGCUUUGCGAAACAACACGAGAAACAAAGAUUUAAGGCAGACACACGAAAAGCUCAACAUCAGAUUUUUUGUAUAUGCCUUUGUAUAUAAGUAUGUAAAAUUGUUAAAAUAUAACGUGUUACAUGCGAUACAAAGAGUUCAAACGAAACGUUAGAAGUUGUCUAUUAUUAUAGUUACUAUUACACCGAUAGCAUUGAUUACAUCUAGGUUGUUAACAUAUAGCGCUCCCACACGAAUCGACAAUAUUCCGACUGAAAGCCACGAAGAAACGUUUGUGUUUGCGCGAGACCCAGUAAACCGCUGAGUACACAGGCAUAUAUUAUCAUGGGACUGAGGACAGGACCACUAGAGAAUUCGGCCAUGCGUUUUUACUGCGUGUUCCCUUGAGAUUAUGGAAAUCGCCUUGGAAACACUACAGAUAUAUUUGUUAUAAAAUCCAAUAAUGAUAUCUUCAACAGUUUGGCUUUUUAGUGUGGUGAGAAAUGCCUUUUGAGUUCCUAUUCUAUUAGACUGGACAUUUCAUCACCAGAAAAAACCGCUUUACGGCUUUACGAAUUUAAUAUUUCUAUGUCAGAAUUUCUUGAAGACAUCGGGCCCCUUAAUCCUUCCGUAACGGUUCUGGGCCCCUUAAUCCUCCGUAACGGUUUUGACAUUCUCAGAAGUUUCAUAGUUUCGCGCACUGCAGCUAGCACUAAAUUCGCAUAUAGGAAUCUGAAAGAAGCCGGAAAAUCCGACUUUUCAUCUGUGUGGUGCGCUACUUCAGGAGCAUGGGCUGACAGCUUCUACUAGUUAAUGUUACAAGAUGAGCUAUUGUUCAGCGGGCCAACGAAUGUGACAAACGAUGUUCAAUAACGAACUUCCUACGUUUCACGCGUCGCAAAAAUGGAACCAAUGGAUUACAAUGCCCCGCUAUAAAAGAAUACAUGAGAAUUUCAUACUUACAAGUCUGUUCUGAGACAAACUGAUUACACAAAAUGUGUGCGCAUAGUAUGAAUGAAGUAACACAGAUUGACUACACAAAACGUGUGCGCAUAGUAUGGAAUGAAAUAACAAAAGCAUAACUUUUUUUUUAUUAAGCUGAUACUUUUAAAUCUAAUUUUUCGCUACCGUUGUUAAAAUACAGCAUUGUUAAAACACUCUUGAGUUCGUGUAUUAUAAAAGAUGAUCUGGAGGCUUCUUAAACUUUCUGCAGACAGUCAUCCAUAUAAAUAGACCAGGAAAUUUUCUUCGUCGAGCGUGGGAAUGAUGUGCUAUUAACCUUAAACUGAAAAAAACGUGGAAAAAAAGAGCAAAAAAAUCCGUCCAUGCAAUGCGGUUUAAACUAAGGGUAGAGGCACGCCCUUUAUUAGAUAAUAGGCAUUGUGCAAAAUCAUUGCACCCUACUUAUUGGCCGCUGUCGACCCACGAAUGACUUGCGGCUCGAUCUUUAUUUUAUUGACGAAUAAAGGCAUAUCUAAUCUAAAGAUU
Molecule: messenger RNA, 3861 nt
Organism: Varroa destructor (honeybee mite)
Lineage: Eukaryota; Metazoa; Arthropoda; Arachnida; Mesostigmata; Varroidae
Gene: Xe7
Product: A-kinase anchor protein 17A
Source: RefSeq, a predicted model, not a curated record